GCCGUCAUGAGGAGGUGGGCGGGAGCGCUGCGGGCCGCGGCUGCCGGUCCCGGUCCGGUGUCUGGCGGGUUUCGGGAGCGUUUCGAUUUCGGCGGCCGCGAUGUGGCCUCCUGGUUCCCGGGGCACAUGGCGAAAGGCCUGCGGCAGAUGCGGGCCUCCCUGCGGCACGCCGACUGCCUCAUCGAGGUGCACGACGCUCGCAUCCCGCUGUCGGGCCGUAACCCCAUGCUGCGGGAAGUACUGGGCAUCCGUCCACACAUCCUGGUGUUCAACAAGAUGGACCUGGCUGAUCCCCACCGGCAGCCGGCUAUCUUAGGGCACCUCAAGCAGCAGGGAUGCUCGCAUGUUGUCUUCACUGACUGUCAGCGUGAUGUCAAUGUCAAGAAGAUUGUUCCUCUGGUUGCUAAGCUGGUGGAAAACAGCCCACGCUACCAAAGGAGCGAGAACUCGGAGUACAACAUCCUGGUGAUUGGUGUGCCCAACGUGGGCAAGUCAUCACUCAUCAACUCCCUGCGGAGGCUCCACCUCAAAAAGGGGAAAGCCACUCCAGUUGGUGGUGAGCCAGGUGUCACCAAGGCAGUGCUGACCAAAAUCCAGGUCUGUGAGAAGCCUCUGAUGUACAUAGUGGACACACCAGGCGUGCUGCCACCGAAGCUGGGGGACGUGGAGACAGGCAUGAAGCUGGCACUGUGCGGAGCCAUCCAUGACCACCUGGUGGGGCAGGACGUCAUGGCCGACUACCUCCUGUAUACCCUCAACAAGCAGCAGCAGUUCGGGUACGUGCAGCGUUACGGGCUGGCUGAGGCCUGCGAUGACAUCGGGCAGGUGCUGAGGAGCUUGGCCCUUGCCCAGCGCCAGGUGCAGAAGGUGAAGUUGCUGACAGGCACAGGGAAUGUCAAUGUGACAGUGCCCAACUACACAUCCGCUGCCCACAAGUUCCUGAGGGAUUUCCGAACUGGGCUCCUGGGCAGGGUGACACUGGACUGAGACCUGUCCCAUGAGGAGAAGGCACCACAUGGACCCAGGAGGGCAGGGGAUGGAGACAGGGAUGUUCCCUGAAGACACCCCAGGACCCCAUGGCACCUGGGGCUACCUUUGUGUGGAACUCCAGUAUGUAAUUAAAGCUGCUCUGAGGGGUGCCCCCCCUCUCAGCCUCCGGAGCUGGGGGUACAGGAUCACCAGAGCAAGGGGAGCAGCUGUGCUGUGGUGGCUGCCCCAGGGUGUCCCUAUGCAAGGCCAUGCUUUGGGGCACAGCUACUUCUUCCAGUCGGGACAAAACCCUCAUGGAACAGUUUUCUCACUGUGGUCUUGGCCCUGUCUGGCCCCUCUCUCCUGAAAUAAAGCCACGGUGGGCAAGGGUGAGGGCUGUCCCAGGUCCCCAUCCCCAACCCCACAUCCAGGCACUCGGGUGUU
Molecule: messenger RNA, 1413 nt
Organism: Calypte anna (Anna's hummingbird)
Lineage: Eukaryota; Metazoa; Chordata; Aves; Apodiformes; Trochilidae
Gene: MTG1
Product: mitochondrial ribosome associated GTPase 1
Exons: 11
Coding region: 7-987 (326 amino acids)
Cellular component (GO): mitochondrion
Molecular function (GO): GTPase activity; GTP binding
Source: RefSeq, a predicted model, not a curated record